ACUUACAUGUAGUAUUUCUGUUCAGAGUGACACUGACGGUACGUGGAAGACAGCUCCACCCUCUAGCGGACUGAAGCGAUGGAGGCGUUUAUGGAAUACUGCGCUUGUUGUCUCUGCUGUGGAUGUUACCCCGCCCGAAGGUACCGUGGCGACCUGUACGAACCCCUCCUAUUGGACAACGAAAGAGAGGCCGUCAACAGGUUGCUGAGAUUUCUAGAACAAAAAGAAGAAAAGCCCCACCUAACAGACGAGAGACUCCACGCCCUGUGUACCCUGUCCUACUCUGAUAAUGUGGAGCUGCAGAGGUCUGCAGCGCUCUGUUUCUCUGAGAUCAGCUCCAGAAUGCUGGCACCGGUCUCUGUUAACAUGAUGGAACCUCUGGUGGCUCUGUUAGAGUCUGAGGACACCCAGGUACAGAGGCACGCCACCCUGGCUGUCAACAACUUCACCCUGCAUGGACCUGAGUCCAACAUCCGGACGACCCUACAGAGCGGUGCACUCCAUCCCCUGCUGACUCUGCUGAACUCCCCUGACACAGAGGUGCAGUGUAACGCCUGCGGCUGUAUCACUUCACUGGCUACUAAUGCUAAAGCAAAGAGAGAGAUCGUGGUGAAACGGGGCUCCCGACCGCUGCUUCGACUGGCCGCGGACGCAGUAGACCCCAGGGUACAGCGAAAUGCAGUUGGAGCACUUCUAAACCUUACACAUUUAGAAAGCAACAGAAGUGACCUGGCAAGAGAAGGCGCUAUCAAGGUCUUCAAUGAUCUCCUAUUGGAUGAUGAUACGGAGAUUCAGUAUUACUGCGCCGCUGCUCUCAAAAGCAACAGAAGUGACCUGGCAAGAGAGGGUGCUAUCAAAGUCUUCAAUGACCUCCUAUUGGACGAUGAUACUGAGAUUCAGUAUUACUGCGCCGCAGCUCUGAGCAACAUGGCCGUUGACCAGGAGCACAGGAGGAUCAUGGGUAGUCUGUGGGAGAGGAACAUCCCCGGACGACUUAUCGCUCUGUUGUCUUCCAUGUCAGACAAGGUAAGGUGUCAAGCCUGCCUUGCUUUAAGGAAUCUUGCAUCUGAUGAAACGAACCAGCGGUUGAUCGUGCGUCAGGGCGCCCUGCCCAAGCUGUACCACCUGCUAAAGACAGGCAGUAGGGACACGCAGGUGGCAGCUGCGGCAUGUGUCAGGAACCUGUCCAUCUGCAAGGCUAACCAGGCGGAGCUUCUACAGGACUGGUUCCUGGCCAUCCUUCCCAGGAUGCUGAGCGACAAGUCCACAGCUGUGCGCUGCCACGCCGCAGGCACAGUCAGGAACCUAGUGGACACCGAGAACGCUGAGGCAUUUGUCCAAGCGGGAAUUCUGGAUGCCCUGACUGGAAACCUGGUGGACUCAGCCAGUAGUGUGGAGCUGCAGUCAGAAGUCACAGCUGCGGUGGCCAUCAUGGCUAACAGGGAGUCUGUCCGAGAUCACUUGCACCACACCCGGGAGGGGAUUGUCUUCCCAAACCUUGUUUCCGUGGCAACCAACUGUGAGAAUUUGAACGUGCAGUACAACUGUGCCAGUAUCAUCGGUCAGCUGCUGGUCACAGGCAUAGAAGCUGAAACCAUAGAGCCCAACGUUCCCGGCCUCCUGUGCUACCUGGAAAGACUGCUGAACAGUGGGGACGCCAACAGUAUCCAGAUCUCUCUGUGGUCACUUCUUCUACUCGCAAAAUAUGACAACUUCCAGAGAGUGUAUCCUUCGAGUGCCCUUCCCCAGAAAGUGCAGGGUCUGCUGAGGGCGAGUCUGCCUGCAAACAUACAGGAGAUGGCCAGGAGUGUUGUGAACAAGUACACACCCAGUUAACCGGCAAUGCUGAGAGAACCAAGCAGGGUUGGACAAGUCCACUAACCCAAUUGUCCAGGGCAAGUGAAAGUGCUGAUAGGGCAA
This is a messenger RNA of Branchiostoma floridae (Florida lancelet), 1920 nucleotides long. Its product is annotated as vacuolar protein 8-like. Lineage: Eukaryota; Metazoa; Chordata; Leptocardii; Amphioxiformes; Branchiostomatidae. The transcript has 14 exons. Gene Ontology annotation, molecular function: protein-membrane adaptor activity; protein binding. Bases 79 to 1836 code for a protein of 585 amino acids. Gene Ontology annotation, biological process: nucleus-vacuole junction assembly. The record is from RefSeq and is a predicted model, not a curated record.